AACAACAAGGUGCUUGGUGACAGCCAGCAUGGCUUCACUAAGGGGAAAUCCUGCCUGACCAAUUUGGUGGCCUUCUAUGAUGGGGCUAUGGAGCUGAUGGACAGGGGUAGAGCAGUUGAUUUUAACCAUGACAAGUGCAAGGUCCUACACCUGGGUCGGAGCAAUCCCAGUCACAGCUACAGGUUGGGCAGAGAAGAGAUUCAGAGCAGCCCUGCAAAGAAGGACUUGGGGGUGCUGGUCGAUGAGAAAAUGAACAUGGGCCGGCAGUGUGUGCUCGCAGCCCAGAAAGCCAACCGUAUCCUGGGCUGCAUCAAAAGGAGCGUGACCAGCAGGUCGAAGGAGGUGAUCCUGCCCAUCUACUCUGCUCUCGUGAGACCUCACUUGGAGUAUUGUGUGCAGUUCUGGUGUCCUCAACAUAAAAAGGACGUGGAACUGUUGGAACAAGUCCAGAGGAGGGCCAUGAGGAUGAUCAGGGGACUGGAGCACCUCCCGUAUGAAGAUAGGCUGAGAAAGUUGGGGCUGUUCAGCCUGGAGAAGAGAAGGCUGCGUGGAGACCUCGUAGCAGCCUUCCAGUAUCUGAAGGGGGCCUGUAGGGAUGCUGGGGAGGGACUCUUCGUUAGAAACUGUAGUGACAGGACAAGGGGUAACGGGUUAAAACUUAAACAGGGGAAGUUUAGAUUGGAUGUAAGGAGGAAAUUCUUUCCUGUUAGGGUGAUGAGGCACUGGAAUGGGCUGCCCAGGGAGGUUGUGAAUGCUCCACCCCUGGGGGUGUUCAAGGCCAGGUUGGACAAAGCCUUGGGGGACAUGGUUUAGUGUGAGGUGUCCCUGCCCAUGGCAGGG
Pezoporus occidentalis (night parrot) is the source of this 840-nucleotide messenger RNA. RefSeq lists its product as uncharacterized. The transcript is spliced from 2 exons. Bases 88 to 813 code for a protein of 241 amino acids. The record is from RefSeq and is a predicted model, not a curated record. NCBI's taxonomy places the organism in Eukaryota, Metazoa, Chordata, Aves, Psittaciformes, Psittacidae.